GAAAAUGUUAAUUCAGAAGCUGUUCAGUGUCGCAUUGUUCAUUGCUCUAAGCAAUGCUAAAAAUGUAGAGCUCCAAGAGGCAGAUUCCACGGACACCAUUGAGUUAGAUGACAUCCCAACAACCAGCGCUGAGAGCAUUGAUGAGUGGGAUGAUCUGGAUUCCGACAACGAUACCAACGUGGAAGAACCUGCAACACGUGUCAACGGUGGCCGACCCGUCGCACAACUCGUUCCCUAUCAGGUGUCAUUGCAGAUGCCUCGAUUUGGACGUUACCAUCACUUCUGUAGUGGAUCCAUAAUUAGCGCUCAUCAUGUACUGACUGCCGCCCACUGUCUGGCCAACAUGAAUGCGAAUGACAUUAGCGUAGUCGCUGGCACGCUGACAUGGCGCAGAGGAGGCGAACGCCAUCGGGUCAUUGCUAUGCGCUCGCAUCCAAGCUUCUCAUCGAGCUCGCUAAUCAUUAACGACAUAGCGGUGCUGAAGGUAACGCCGCCAUUUAACUUGGGCAAAUCCACUUUAGGCACGAUUGCGCUGAGUGGAACGGCCCGCAUCGGAGAGAAUGUUCCAGUGCGCUUGACGGGUUGGGGCUCCCUUACGCCCACCGGAUCUAGCGGUUUGCCAGAGCAGCUACAAGUGUUGGACUACCGCACCGUUUCAAACAUGGAGUGUGCGCAGCAAGGUUUCCGCAUAACUGCUAAUGAGCUGUGCGCGCUGGGCGAGCGGGGUCGAGGCGCUUGUGUGGGUGACUCUGGCGGCCCACUUAUAACAUUGCACGGCUCACCACAGCUGGUCGGGAUCGUUUCAUACGGCACCGCAACAUGCGCCCAGGGUCGACCUGAUGUUUACACAAGAGUGUCAAGCUUUCUGCCAUACAUUAAUAAAGUAAUAACCAGUGAAAUGCCGUGAAGUUGUAAAAAAUCGCUAUUGUAAAAAUUAAAGCUUGAAAUUGUUAUUCAAACCGCAAAGAACUAGUCACUCAGUUAAAGGCACG
Messenger RNA from Rhagoletis zephyria (snowberry fruit fly), 992 nucleotides. RefSeq names its product chymotrypsin-2. Gene Ontology annotation, biological process: proteolysis. The record is from RefSeq and is a predicted model, not a curated record. Gene Ontology annotation, molecular function: serine-type endopeptidase activity. Lineage: Eukaryota; Metazoa; Arthropoda; Insecta; Diptera; Tephritidae.